CACAUACACACACACACACACACACACACACACACUGCUAAGUACCAGGAGCUCUGGAGGAGAGAGCUGGGAGCAGAGCCCAAGCUUAGGGACAAAUAACACUGGCGAGUCACACCGGACUCUACUCUGAUCCGGAGCCAUUUACUGGCAGGAAGAGAGCUCAGAGUUUAUUUUUGAAACUUUGAGCAGCAGCAACAAGCUUCCUGUGCAACUGGCUCCAACAGCGCUAAAGACACCCACUGAGAGCAGGGCCAACAGACAGACUGACGCACAAGGAAAAAGGAGGAAACAAUGAAUGGAUGGAUGCUUUCAUUCUGAUGAAAGGAAUAAACGCUAAGGCAUUUAUUUUGUCUAUUAUCCCACUAAAAAGCCCUCUCCAUUCCUGCCCUCCUCCCCUCUCGCUCCCCCAGGCCCCUUCAUAUUAGCAUCUCUCCUGGACAGUGAGGGGUUAACUAACCCGUUUAAGGGGAACCACAGAAAACAAUACUUGGACCCCAAAAAGACAAUGGCAGUGCCUUUCUCCUCCGUAUUUGUAAUUUAACAUCAAAAGGCUUCUCUCCCAGCGACCUCUGAGAGCCAGCGUCUCUUUAAUGAAGCGCCCCACCCCCCUUAAUCACAUUCAAAUUGGUUAGUGUUCAGAAAAUAGAAAUAUGUAUUAGAUAGCAAUAAAUUUUCAUCAUUGGCUAAGCCUGCUUCUUAAUUGUCCUGUCCCAAGGCUUGGGAAUUUCAUUGUUCGUUAGGUGCUUAAGUCCCCCAUCUCAUUCAGUCUCUCUGACAUUACUGCUGAGGGCUCUAAUGCCCAACUAAUUUGAAUGGGGAUUUACAUGAUAGAGCAGGGAGCAUUAAAAUGUGGAGGGAAGGGAAAAAAGGAAAAAGGGGGAAACGGCUUCUUUCACUUCAAAAGUCACUUUGUUCAAAGUCAAAUGACAGUGUUUAAAGAUGCUCUAUCUCUCUCUCCUCAGGAUUUUGGACAGCGGUGCCAAGUUUAAUGGUUCGUUAUCUUAGCCCCUCUCUGUCUUCCUCUCUCUCUCUUUACCUCUUUUUCUCUUUCUGCCGCCAACCAUACGCUUUUGUUUAGCGGCACCAUACUGUUUCGGAAUAUACAUUGUUUUUUUGAGUGACUUUGAAUUGCAAAACACUUCUGUCACUCUCGAUUAUUUUUUUUCCCCUCAUAUUUCUGUUUCUCUGCAUGUCACUCAAUAGUAUGCCAUCAGGGGUUUAGGAAGCUUAUUGAAUAGGCAUGAAUGUCCAUAUUUGUGUGUGCACAUGCAGUGUGUAAGUGGUGUACGUGUGCUUCUGUGUGUGUGUUCAGUGUGGUUGUAAUAAAUCGUUAGGCCUAUUGCUGUUACUUUCUCUCCAUGCUAGCAUGUAAACCAUUUCUCCACGCGCUUCUGGCUGGCGGCUGACAGAAAGAAAUGCCUGGAAUUGUUUUCUGUUUGUUCUAGAGGUAUUUUGGAUCAGAGGUAGAUCGUGUGUGUGUGCCUGUGUGCGCCUGCAAGUAUGUCUAUUUUGGAUCAGUGUGAAAUAGAAGCAGCGGUGAUAAAGAGAAUCAGAUGUUUUCUGAUGUGCGCUGUUGGACUCUUUGUGUGAGUCUGGCCAUAUAAAUGUCCAUAAGGCUGACACAGGGCAAACAGUUUGCAUGGGGAAUUUGAAUUUUGGCAGUGCAUGCAUGUGUGUGUAUGUGUGUCUGUGUGUACAGAUGUGUACAAGAGUGCCAUGAAUGUCCAUUUGGUGUUCUUCAUGUGAAUAAAGACAAUCAAAGUUUUGGCUACCUGUUGUCAGGUAGCCAAAUAAUCCAGAGUGUCUACUUCCUGAUAGAGUCUCUCAUAGCAUCCAACAUUAUGGUAAAGAGUAGGUGAGAAAAACUGAAUUAUGAGACAGUGUCAUAACCCACUGUUUACCCCAGCUUUAAUUAUUAUUUGCCUCUUUUUAGCUUAUAAACAUUGACACUCUCCACCUCGAAUUCCCAUAAUUAGUGUGUUUCGUUUGACCCACGUGUCACCGGAGAUGAGAGGAGGUUGCAGAGGGUCAGAACUAAUGAGAGAGAGGGGUUGACCUUAGACAUAGAGUCAACCUGGGGCAAGAGGGGCAUCAUCAUACAAAACACACAAUACCACACUCAAAUGUUGUGGAGGAGGGCCCAAAAGAGGAAAAACUGCUGGUUCCAGAGCAGCCAACCAUGAAUGGUUAUUGAUCCCUUCAUAAAGGCCGGCUGUCUCCUGAGUCCAUGGCUCUUUAGGUGGGAACGGCGGUAGACGGCUUCUCUACGCUGAGACAAGACUGAGAACUGAACGAGGAUGCUCUCCCACGAUGCCGGCUUUCGAUAACCAGGACAAAAUGAUGGAGAAGAGAGAGAAGAUUCAGACCUCAGGGGAGGUCAGCUCCUCUUGACCUCUGCGUUCCACAGCCCGGCACCACAGUGCCAGUGAUGAUGGUGGAAUCAGCCUCUGAGACCAUUCGAACGACGCCGUCCAGCCAGAACGGAGUCAGCAGCCUAAGCAGCCAAUCAGAUGGAGGGGGAGGUAGAGAGGGCGGGUCUAACGGAGACACAAAUGGAGAGAUCAGUCCAGUCGACUUGCUGCACCUGCAACAGCAACAGGCGCUCCAGGCAGCCAGACAGUUCCUCCUCCAGCAGGCCUCUGGACUCAACUCCCCUGGCAGCAAUGAGGUCAAACAGAGCCCUGUGCAGGUGCCAGUGUCCAUGGCUAUGAUGAGUCCACAGAUGAUCACUCCUCAGCAGAUGCAACAGAUCCUGUCUCCCCCUCAGCUCCAGGCCCUACUGCAGCAACAGCAGGCUCUUAUGCUACAGCAGUUACAGGAGUACUACAAGAAGCAGCAGGAGCAGUUGCAUCUCCAGCUUCUGACUCAGCAGCAGCAGCAGCAGCAGCAGCAGCAACAGCAGCAGCAGCAGCAGCAGCAGGCUGGGAAGCAAGCAGCAAAAGAGCUAGGCAGUAAGCAGUUGGCCUUCCAGCAGCAGCUGAUCCAGAUGCAGCAGCUUCAGCAGCAGCACAUCCUCAACCUCCAGAGACAAGGCCUGGUCCCACUGCAGCCAACCGCCGCCAUGCAGUCUCUGCAGCAAGCAAUGUGUCCGUCAGACCUCCAACAGCUGUGGAAGGAUGUGUCGGGGGUUCCAAGCAGCGAGGAGGCCCUGAAACAGGCCGAGGGCCUGGACUUGAGCACCAACAGCUCUAAUUCUACCUCAGCCUUCCCCAAAGCUGCCAGCGCUCACAUCCCACUGCACAGCCUGCCCAAUGGACAGAGCCACACCCCAAAGAGAGACAGAGCCAGACUGUUUGAGUGGAUAUCCUCCUUCACCAAGACAGACAGCGCAGAUGACCAUAUCCCCCUUUACUCCAAAGGCAGCCAACCCCCCAGCAGCCAUCAUGAGGAGCAUGCCGGCUCCCAUCCCCUCUACGGGCAUGGAGAGUGUAAGUGGCCUGGCUGUGAAGCACUGUGUGAGGACAUGGGACAGUUCAUCAAGCACUUGAACAAUGAGCACGCCCUAGAUGACCGCAGCACUGCUCAGUGCCGAGUUCAGAUGCAGGUGGUUCAGCAACUGGAGAUUCAGCUGGCGAAAGAGAGCGAACGACUCCAAGCCAUGAUGACCCACCUGCACAUGCGCCCCUCAGAGCCAAAGCCUUUUAACCAACCUUUGAACCUGGCUUCCAGUGGCGCUCUGUUAAAGCGGGACAGCGAUGUCUACCCAGAGGGUCUUCCCCACCCCCCCACCUCAGCUGCCACCCCCAUCACCCCACUGCGCCAGGGACCCUCGGUCAUCAGCUCAUCCAGCCUGCACACACACUCCCACUCCCAUACGCACGGUGUUGGGCCCAUACGUAGACGCAACUCCGACAAGUACUGCACCCCCAUCGCCUCAGAGCUGGCUCAGAACUGUGAGUUCUACAAGAACGCUGAUGUCAGGCCUCCCUUUACCUACGCCUCUCUUAUACGUCAUGCCAUUCUGGAGUCCCCAGACAGACAGUUGACUCUCAAUGAGAUCUACAACUGGUUUACACGAAAGUUUGCCUAUUUCAGGAGAAACACAGCCACAUGGAAGAAUGCCGUGCGCCACAACCUGAGUCUGCACAAGUGUUUUGUUCGUGUUGAGAACGUGAAGGGGGCCGUGUGGACUGUGGAUGAAGUUGAAUACCAAAAGAGGAGACCACCAAAGAUGACCGGAAGUCCCACUCUGGUGAAAAACAUGAUUUCAGGCCUGGGCUUUGGAUCCCUAAACGCCAGCUACCAGGCGGCUCUGGCCGAGAGCAGUCUGUCCCUGCUGAACAGCCCUGCCCUGGUGACCCCAUCUGCGGCCAGCCUCAACAUGCUGCACGUGGGCCACGAUGAUGUCAGCUCUACUGUGGAGCAGGUCAACAGCAACGGCAGCUGCAGCCCAACGCUCAGCCCUCAACAGUACAGCCACCCGGUGCAUGUGAAGGAGGAGCCCACUGAGGUGGAGGAGGACGGUCGGCCAAUAUCCCUCCUGGCUGGCGUCACACACAGCCUGCCAUUGCCGAGCGACGAUCGCGACCUGGAGGAGGAUCUUCCCACCGAGGAGCUGGAGUAGGAUGGAUCCAAGACGGACCUGAGGGGCGGGACAUAGCAAGCUCAAUCCCAAGCCCUCUCGUCAGUGUGAAGAGGAAAAGAUAGCUACACUUAAGCGAAAAGAGAGAAGAGAAAAAAGAGAAUGUUUUUUUUUUUUUUUUUUUUUUUUUUGUUUGUUUGUUUGUUUUGUUUUUAUGAAAAUGCAAGCAACCAAGGACAACAUUGAGAAACUCCAAACAGGGUUAGAUGACCUCCGUUACUUUCAGACGCAAAAACAAGACUGUGGAGCACUGCUUUACCUCCAUGUGUUUCUUUUCCGACACUUGGCUCAGAGGUGUAACACCACUCGAUGCAUACACACUCACACAAACACGCACACACACACACACACUGGCACACGCUCAUUCACUUGUCAAACCAUGCCUCAUCAUCCUCUUAAACCCUGGUCACAUCAGACUCUAUGUAGAGACCCCCCCCCCCCCAGAGGUUUGGACACACACUCUCUCCUCCUCGCUCCGCCACUCUGCAUACACCCUCCUCACUGUUGUCUCGGGCUGCCUGGCUAGCCGUCUAUCUCUACGUCAGUUGAGAAGACACACGGGUGUGUGUGUCAGAAAGAAAAAGACACACACACACAUACACACACACACACAGGAUCAUGUGUAUAUAGAUUUGGAGCAGUCACCUGGGGCUGUGCAGUAUACCUCUCCUUCUUCUCCCCCCUUUGAGUCAAUCACUUGCUUUUUCAUUUUCUUUGAUUUGAUUGAAAUGAAACUGUCGGGCUUUAAGAUGGGGAAGGAAGGAAGGGAGGAAGAGUGCUUUCAAAGAUUACCUCCAACAGUGCUCCAACACUUCAGCAGAGCAGGCUCUUGUCUCCAUGUCUGUGUGCGAGCCCACAGCGAGGCCGACCAGAUGAAGGCGUGACCCUGGUCCCUGCCCAAACUUCUGCCCCCAGCAAGACACUUAGUGACGGACAUCUUUUAAACUCUUUGCUUCUAAGUGAGAUAAAAAGAAGACAUUUUCCUACCCGCCUCCAUCCCUUCCCAUCCCCCCUCCCCGAAAAGACUGCAGGAAUAGGACCAUUUGGUGCUGUCCUUCUCCUCUCCUCUGUCUAUGGAUGGAGGGAUGAGCUUGGAACACUUUGAGAAAGAGAAGAAAAGAGGGGAAGCAGAGAGAAAUGAGGGAGGAAUUGUCUACAGAAAUAUUGUGACUUAAAAAGAAAACUGUUGAUUAUGGAAUAUAACAAGAAAAAAAAAACGUGUGGUAGCUUUUUCAUUUCCUUUUUUUAUUUGAUGUUGUUAUCAUUGUUUAUUUUUGAGGAUCAAUAUUUCCACGGUGGCGUUCUGUUUCGACGUACCUUUUCUAAGGAUGCUGUUUUUAUUUUUGUAUUGUAAUUUGUUUGAUUUACUCUGGUUGUUCACACCAUUCCAAAUGAGUAUUGGCAAAAAAAAAAAAAAAAAAGAAAGCGCAGUAUUGUCCCAACUUGUAAUACCCGACCCCGACUCCUGCCCCUCUCCCUUUCAGUCCCAAGUGUAGCAGGCAAGAAAUUUGGAAAUAGCACUUAAAGUUGCCAUUAUCCAGACAUAUUAUUUAACAGCUGAAUUCUUUUUUGUUUAAUUCUCUUUCAUUCACUUGUUUUUGGUUGUUUAUUUAGUUGAGAAAUAUCAGUAAUGCUUUAAAAAAUAUAUAUAUUAUUACUGCAGUCAGAGAAUACCUCAUCCCACAAAGGUUCUGCCUGGAACUGUGUCCAAAUUGAUAAAGAAAUGAGGGGGAAUUCUUUCUGUGGGACACCAAAUGUGGCAACUCUGCUCGGCUUCGAUUCAAAGCUCUAUGGUUGUAAUAGUUACUGUGUAGAAGCUAUCUGCAAUUCACUGUGUGAGUUUGUGUUAAAAGGAAUAGCACGUGAGAUUUAUUUUUUGUUUGUUUUUCCGUGAGCAUAAAAAGCAUUACUUUUCUCUACAGUGCCAUACCAAAUUUAACAUUUACUUUAAUCUAUUAUCUGCUUAUUCCCGUUUUAUUUUUGUUACAGGUAACCAAAGAAAUAUGUAGAAAACCAAAAACCCUGUAGAUUAUUUUGCCCUUUUUUGAGUUCCCUUUUUUCUUCUUAAAGAACUGGCCAAAAGACAACAAACCAGGAGUUUGAAUUCUUACUAUUGUAUUCAUAUAAGUAUUGUUUCGAAAUUAUACAUGAACUUACAGUGCUGACCAUUCCGAAAACCAAAGUGUGUAAAGCAAACUAGAAUUUGGAGACAUCAAAGCUUUUACAUGAGAAGCGAUUAUUAAUUACUCACAUUAGAUAUGAGGCCAAAAACUAGUAAUAACAAACCUCGCACAGUUCCUCCGAAAAAACAAAAUGAAAGAGAAAAGAAAAAAGCACUUAGAGGUGAAACCCUGUCUCUCCCACGCUCAGGCUAAACUGUGUUCCAAACACAAUCCCAGGACUGGCCCUACUACUGUAUGAGCGGGCCUAAAAUAAGGCACUCGUGAGGCAUUUUGAACACAAUCUGAGAUGCCAACAAAAAGUGAUUUUAAAUGCAGAAAGAAAAUAUUUGGCUCUGUCGAAACACCUGGCUUUACAGGAUACUUUUCUAGGAAAAAUGCUCUUUGCUUUAAACACAAACAUGCCCUCUUGAUCUGUAUCUAGUAUUAGCAGGAAGAGGAAACGUACUGUAAUGUGGUUACAAAAGUCACAUCUUCAGACAUGGAGGAGUUAUUCCAAAUAUAUGUAUCUUAUGAAUAUUACAAUAAAGAGGGAACAAGUAAAACUAAUGAAAAUAUACCAAUGUAAGAGGAAAACAACCAAGGGACAUCAUGUAAUUAAAAGUUGGGUUCAUAUUUUCAUACUUUUUUGUCAAACUAUCUCUUGCACUUCAGACAAUUUUCUUGUUUAAUGAAAGAACCUUUCUGAUGACUUUGUGUUCAAACAGGACUGUUUCCUGUCACAUUAGAGACUGAUUUCUAACCAAGUACAAAGUGGCAGACAGACAUCUUGAAACAAGAUAAAAACCAAAAAUAACACUACCUCCUUUUCAAAACGGUUCAAUACAUAGCCAAUGGGAGACUGAACUCUCUUAAAUAUGUUUUUUUUUCUCCAUUCUUCCUCGAUAAUAAUAAUGAAUGCCAAAAUUGUUGUUUCACUUACUGUAUGACUGACAAAAAAACAAAAAAAAAACUAUUUGGUGAUCCGGACUCCCUAACGCAUCUGCUUGAGCCCAAAAACAUAGAGACGUUUCACUUUCCAUGGAAUUUAAAAAGACUACCUCUCCUUAAACCACAUCUAAAGCACUCUCUAUGUCUCAAAGUGUGUUGUGAAGUGCUCGCUAUAUAUAAAAAAAAAAAGUUUUCUAUCAGCUGUGUAAAACUGACCAUAUUCCUGCACCUGAUCAACACUGAGCUAUGUGAAGAGCCUCUCGACUGUGUGCUUUUGAUUGUAUGUGUGCAUAUUCAUGAUCGGGCUCUGCUCUCAGCCAAUGAGAAACUGGUCCUUGAUGGCUAUGUGAUGUUGCAGGGAGCUGGUUGUCAGGGGUAAUGAUGGGCAGAAUAUAUCAGUGCCACCAGGACACACACACACACACUCACACACACUCACACACACACACACACACACACACACACACACACACACACACACAGGGGUAUUACAGAAGCAUAGAAGCAGGGCUAUGGGUUAGUGCAAACAAAGGCUGUGACCAUUCAAAUAUCCAAAGACCCACACAGAGCAGCACCCCCUUCACCAAAACACUCAAAGAGACGCUGAGAGGACUAACAUACACUUAAUGAAACUCAUCACUACUACUAUCCAAACCAAGAGGAACUGCUGCAUACAGUACAUAGAUGAUCUCUGACUUGUGCUUUAAGGUACACCUGUAAACAAAGCUGUUUUAUAAAGAUGUAGAUUGUUCACAGGUCGCCAUGUAACACUUCUGUUCUUUCUCCAGCUUGGCAUAACAUGAUGUAUUCUUGUAUAUUAAUGCUUGACUUAUCUCUCCAGGGCAUUCUUUCCCAUUUUUGUCCUUUGAUUUCCUCUUCUUUUUUGGAUUUUUUUUUCUGCACCUGUUUAGCUAUUGUAAAGCUUUCAGCUCUGAUUCCUAUACUGUACUGCUAAUGCUGAAGUAUAUGUAUUUAUCAUAUUAAGUGCUGCAGGUAUCUUGGUUUAAUAGUUUUGUUUUUGUUUGUUUCCAUUUUUUCAGUUCUUCAUAAAACGUCUGGGACGCUGAUUUUUUAAGUGUAUUAUCUCGAAAAAAAAUGAAAAGAAUAAAAGUUAGAUCAGUGGUUUAGGUAACACCUGUUUGUAUAUUUAUCUUAGCUAGGUCUAUUUUGAUACUUUUUUGUCUCUGUACUGCAUUUAUGCAUUUUUAAGGAAAGAAAAAAAACAAAUGGAAAACAAACUAAAAAGUUACUUCAUUAUGUAUUGAUACCUCAGAAGGACUUUUUUCUCAAAGACAGGACCAAAACCUCCGAAAAGAAAAAGAGAAAAAAAUGUAAGAAUAUGUAGCCCCUCUCUUGCUUUAAAAAAUGCAGAGCUCUAGAAAGGUAUUACUGUUGGUCCUUUCAGGUGCCAAUAUUGUGUCCCAGCUCCCUGUGACCCCCCCUCGCUCUGACCCCUGACCCCCGUCAUUCCUGUGCUGAACUCCGACCCGCAGAGCUGUCAAUCAUCUGCAGGCGCCAUGGGGGUGUCACUGAGUUACACACCUGGCUGGUGGUGACCAGUCACAAACCCCAUCUCCCAGUCCCACAGAGGCAGAUCAAAGACUGACUCUGUUGCAUUUUUGAUACUCCUCCUCUCACGUAGUCUCAAUACCAAAAUGUGGAAUGGCUCUCAGAGAUGCAGCUCAUCCUCUGACUACCAAAGGCAUUGCAAGCAAACAUUGCUUAGUCCAAACUCCUGAACUGUAACCAAACUGUAACUAAACCAAUGCCACAACCUUAACCAAACAAAAACCAAGCUACUUCCAAAAGUCUCCAUCGACUUCACUGAUCACCUUUACUGAUAGCUGUUAUCUCUCAUUCGUACAUUCACGUAAUGGUGUUGUAAGACCAGCCUGCAUCCUAUUGGCUGGUGACUGACUCAAUGGACAAAGGGAGCCCAAAUCCUGGUGUGUGAUUGGACAGUUCUGAGGUGUCACAUGAGGGGGAAGGGACUCUCAAAGUGGAGCAUUGCCUGACGGUAUUAUCGAGUAGACAGCCAGAAUCCGAUGGAACUACCACUUCAGCUCUCCUCUGGUUAAACCUUAGGAAUGUGUGUACAUUUUCAGCAGUGACUCUCUGUAUUGUUUCUUAGUUUCAGUUUACCUGUUUACCUCUCUUUAUCCUUUGGUUUUUUUGUUCUGUUUCUUGAUAUUUGAAAGUGUGACCCGAGUAAGAGGCGGGGACAGGGACUGGGUGGUGGCUUUAGACAGACAGUGGAGCCCAGCCCUCUGACCCUCCACCCCCGGGUAGCCAUGUAAUGCCAGUCACUGCCCUUUCCUUCAUGCUGUAUAAAAACACACACAUAUAUCUGUGUAUUUGUAACCUGAAUCUUCUUGUGUCUGUCCAUGCAGACAAUAAAAAACUGUACAGUAGGUCUAGUUGCAUGUAAUCUGUACUAAUUAUUGACAAUGGCAUUAUAAAAUGCAAUAAAAUACUUAUUACACUGUC
Molecule: messenger RNA, 10179 nt
Organism: Thunnus maccoyii (southern bluefin tuna)
Lineage: Eukaryota; Metazoa; Chordata; Actinopteri; Scombriformes; Scombridae
Gene: foxp4
Product: forkhead box P4
Exons: 22
Coding region: 2429-4564 (711 amino acids)
Biological process (GO): regulation of transcription by RNA polymerase II
Cellular component (GO): nucleus
Molecular function (GO): DNA-binding transcription repressor activity, RNA polymerase II-specific; RNA polymerase II cis-regulatory region sequence-specific DNA binding
Source: RefSeq, a predicted model, not a curated record